This is a messenger RNA of Closterium sp. Yama58-4, 771 nucleotides long. The record is from the annotation of a GenBank genome assembly. NCBI's taxonomy places the organism in Eukaryota, Viridiplantae, Streptophyta, Zygnematophyceae, Desmidiales, Closteriaceae.
AUGCCCUAUCACCAGCUCUCAUGCCGCCCGCCCGGCGGGUUUGAGAGCCAGCGUGCGAUGAACUUGCACCAUUUCCAUCCAAUCCUCACGGCGAGUCGGUUGAGUGCACAUAAGUUCGAUAGCUCAGACAUACGAAAGUCGCAGUUUAGCCGAGUCGUGCGAGCAUCUCCGGCCAUGGCUGACUCAAACGAGCCGUACGUGGUGGUGGGAAGUCAGUACUGCCUGCCGGAAGAGUCGGUGCUUGUACUGAAGGAGAAGAUGUGGUCGCUGCGUGAGAAGGCCGAGAUUUGCGACGGUCAGGGUCAACUGGUCUUCAGGACCGAGGAAAAGGCAUGGGAUAUCAAGGAGCGGAAGACCAUUUUCAACGCGCAAGACGAGCCGGUGUGCUCCAUGAUCUGCAAGGUGUUCUCCCUCAGCAACACCACGUACCUCUGCGCUGGCGCCGACCCGGAACCUGACAACGCGCUGCUCACCGCCAAGAAAGUCGUGCUGUCCUGGUCACCCAUUCUCAACGUUUUCCUGAGAGGGAACACGUCAACUGAUCAACCUGACAUUAUUCUCAAAGGCAAUUUCGUUCAGUAUGACUUUAACAUCACCACCUCCAGCGGCCGUCUUUUGGCAACGGUGGACCGUAAGCUCCAGGCCAAGGAUAUUUUCUUGGCAACUCAGACAUAUUCAGUGCACAUCAAGCCCAAUGUAGACAGGGCUCUUAUCAUGGGCCUAGUUGCUAUGGCUGACGACAUUUUUGUCAACAGAGAAAAUGACAAGUAG